Dipodomys spectabilis (banner-tailed kangaroo rat) is the source of this 969-nucleotide messenger RNA. RefSeq names its product melanocortin 3 receptor (gene Mc3r). The record is from RefSeq and is a predicted model, not a curated record. Gene Ontology annotation, cellular component: membrane. The coding region runs from base 1 to 969 and encodes 322 amino acids. Gene Ontology annotation, biological process: G protein-coupled receptor signaling pathway. The transcript has a single exon. Gene Ontology annotation, molecular function: melanocyte-stimulating hormone receptor activity; peptide hormone binding. Lineage: Eukaryota; Metazoa; Chordata; Mammalia; Rodentia; Heteromyidae.
AUGAACGCCUCCUGCCACCCGCCCUCUGCCCACCCCACGCUGCCCAACAGCUCAGAGCCCCCGGCAGCCCCCGCCUUCAGCAACCAGAGCAGUGGCCGGUUCUGCCAGCAGGUCUUCAUCAAGCCCGAGGUCUUCCUGGCUCUGGGCAUCGUCAGCCUUCUGGAGAACAUCCUGGUGGUCCUGGCGGUGGUGCGGAACGGAAACCUGCACUCGCCCAUGUACUUCUUCCUCUGCAGCCUGGCGGUGGCCGACAUGCUGGUGAGCGUGUCCAACGCGCUGGAGACCAUCAUGAUCGCCGUGGUCAACGGCGCCUACCUCACCCUGGAGGACCAGUUCAUCCAGCACAUGGACAACGUCUUCGACUCCAUGAUCUGCAUCUCCCUGGUGGCCUCCAUCUGCAACCUGCUGGCCAUCGCCGUGGACAGGUACGUCACCAUCUUCUACGCCCUCCGCUACCACAGCAUCAUGACGGUGAGGAAGGCCCUGGCCUUGAUCGCGGCCAUCUGGGCCGGCUGCGGCGUCUGCGGCGUGGUGUUCAUCGUCUACUCGGACAGCAAGACGGUCAUCGUGUGUCUGGUCACCAUGUUCUUCGCCAUGCUGCUCCUCAUGGGCACCCUGUACGUGCACAUGCUCCUCUUCGCCCGGCUGCACGCGCAGCGCAUCGCCGCCCUGCCCCCCGCCGACGGCGCCCCGCCCCGGCACUCCUGCCUGAAGGGCGCCGUCACCAUCACCAUCCUGCUGGGCGUCUUCGUCUUCUGCUGGACCCCCUUCUUCCUGCACCUCAUCCUCAUCAUCACCUGCCCCACCAACCCGCACUGUGUCUGCUACGCCGCCCACUUCAACACCUACCUGGUGCUCAUCAUGUGCAACUCGGUCAUCGACCCCCUCAUCUACGCCUUCCGGAGCCCCGAGCUGCGCAACACCUUCCGGGAGCUGCUGUGCGGCUGCGGCGGCGUGAGCCUGGGCUAG